Molecule: messenger RNA, 1411 nt
Organism: Rhea pennata
Lineage: Eukaryota; Metazoa; Chordata; Aves; Rheiformes; Rheidae
Gene: STX5
Product: syntaxin 5
Exons: 11
Coding region: 113-1117 (334 amino acids)
Biological process (GO): intracellular protein transport; vesicle fusion; endoplasmic reticulum to Golgi vesicle-mediated transport
Cellular component (GO): SNARE complex; Golgi membrane; endomembrane system
Molecular function (GO): SNAP receptor activity; SNARE binding
Source: RefSeq, a predicted model, not a curated record
GGCGCGGCACGGCGCGCGCGGGGCGGGGGAGACGUGGCAGUGACGUCGGGCCCGGCCGGUGGGUCCCGAGCAGCAGCGCCGCGCGCGAGUCGCGGCCCGGCGAUGAGCCCCGAUGCACACGCGGCGCCGCCACGGCUCUAGGAACACGGAGCAGGGCGUCUACCUGGGCCCCCCCCAGACGCAGGCGCUGCCGCCUGCCGUGCCCCCCGCCACCACCAUGUCCUGCCGUGACCGCACCCAGGAGUUCCUCUCUGCCUGUAAGUCGCUGCAGAGCAGGCAGAAUGGGCUGCAGCCGAGCAGACCAGCCUUGAGCGCCGCGCGGCAACGGAGUGAGUUCGCUGUCAUGGCCAAGCGCAUCGGGAAGGACCUCAGCAAUACCUUCGCCAAGCUGGAGAAGCUGACGAUCCUGGCCAAGCGGAAGUCGCUCUUCGACGAUAAGGCAGUGGAGAUCGAGGAGCUGACGUAUAUCAUCAAACAGGACAUCAACUGCCUCAACAAGCAGAUCGCCCAGCUGCAGGACGUAGUGCGGGCUAAGGGCAGCCAGAGCGGGCGGCACGUGCAGACCCACUCCAACACAGUGGUGGUGUCGCUGCAGUCCAAGCUGGCCUCCAUGUCCAACGACUUCAAAUCUGUGCUGGAAGUGAGGACAGAGAACCUGAAGCAGCAACGCAGUCGCCGCGAGCACUUCUCCCGUGCCCCCAUCUCUGCCUUGCCCCUGGCCGCUAGCAACCUGGGUGGCUCUGCAGUGCUGCAGGACGAGGCACCACACGCCGGGGACGUUGCCAUCGACAUGGACACGCGGACCAGCCAGCAGCUGCAGCUGAUCAACGAGCAGGAUUCGUACAUCCAGAGCCGGGCUGACGCGAUGCAGAACAUCGAGUCCACCAUUGUGGAGCUGGGUUCCAUCUUCCAGCAGCUGGCACACAUGGUGAAGGAGCAGGAGGAGACCAUCCAGAGAAUCGACGCCAGCGUGGAGGACACGCAGCUGAACGUGGAGGCCGCCCACGGGGAGAUCCUCAAGUACUUCCAGUCUGUCACCUCUAACCGCUGGCUGAUGGUCAAGAUUUUUCUCAUCCUUAUCGUCUUCUUCAUCAUCUUUGUCGUGUUUCUGGCCUGAGCACCCUUCCCACAGAUGGACUCGGCCCCUCUCUGACUGUCGGGGCUAGGAGACUUGCGGUGGCCCCCGGGGCCCAGACACGUGCCCGGGGAAAGGGGCAGGGAGGCGCUGGCUGCCCAGACUGAUGUCCCCGGGCUUCGGGGCUGUGGCGUCGCCUCCUCGGAGCUCUGCCCCACGCAGGGCCCCGCAGCCCAGGCCGCGGCUGGUGCCGCCUGGUCGUGGUGACGGCCGUGCCCUCGCCCGCUGGGGCCCCCAGGCCGCCCAUGACCCCCAUUAAACUUUUCGGUCCGCGGU